Messenger RNA from Drosophila bipectinata, 1292 nucleotides. Its product is annotated as aminoacylase-1-like. Gene Ontology annotation, biological process: amino acid metabolic process. Gene Ontology annotation, cellular component: cytoplasm. NCBI's taxonomy places the organism in Eukaryota, Metazoa, Arthropoda, Insecta, Diptera, Drosophilidae. The record is from RefSeq and is a predicted model, not a curated record. Gene Ontology annotation, molecular function: aminoacylase activity.
UAAUUUCAGCGCUCAAGUGCAUUCCAAUAUGAGCACCAGCCAGUGGGAAAACAACGAGGAGAUCAAGAUCUUCCGCGAGUACCUUCGCAUACCCACAGUGCAUCCCAAUGUGGACUACACUGCCUGUACGGAAUUUCUUAAACGCCAAGCUGAGAGCCUGGGCCUGCCCGUGGAUGUGAUCUACCCGGUGAACCAGCAGAAUCCCGUGGUGGUGAUGAAAUGGCUCGGUUCCCAGCCAGAGUUGCCCUCAAUUAUUCUCAAUUCUCACACGGAUGUGGUGCCAGUGUUCCCGGAAAAAUGGACCCACGACCCCUUCAGCGCAGAUCUGGACGCGGAAGGCCGCAUCUUUGCCCGCGGCUCCCAGGACAUGAAGUGCGUGGGCACUCAGUACCUGGGUGCUGUCCGUGCUCUCAAGGCCCAAGGUUACCAGCCGAAGAGAACUGUCUACCUCACCUACGUCCCCGACGAAGAGGUGGGCGGACACCUGGGCAUGCGGGAGCUGGUGAAGAGCGAUUACUUUAAGAAGCUCAAUGUGGGCUUCAGCUUCGACGAGGGAAUCUCCAGCGAAGAUGAAAGCUAUGCUUUGUACUACGCUGAGAGGACGCUGUGGCAUCUGCGUUUUAAGAUCAGCGGCACUGCGGGACACGGUUCCCUGCUUCUGCCCAACACCGCUGGUGAGAAGCUGGACUAUGUGGUCCGUAAGCUGAUGGACUUCCGCAAAUCGCAAGUCAAGCGCCUGGCCAAGGACUCCAAUCUAGAGAUAGGCGAUGUCACCACCGUGAAUCUCACCCAGCUGCGAGGCGGAGUCCAGAGCAAUGUAGUGCCUCCCCUUCUGGAAGCUGUUUUUGAUAUUCGCAUUGCCGUUACUGUGGAUAUAGCUGCUUUUGAGAAGCAAAUUCGCGACUGGUGCGAGGAGGCAGGCGGCGGCAUUGAGCUGGAGUUCGAGAUGAAGAAUCCCUUUGUGGAGCCCACAAAGAUUGAUGCUUCGAACGUUUACUGGGUGGCUUUCAAGAAGACAUUAGAUGAUCUUGGCCUUAAGACGCGUGUGCGCGUUUUCCCCGGCGCUACGGACAGUCGUUACGUUCGUCAUGCUGGUAUUCCAGCUCUAGGCUUUUCACCCAUCAACAAGACUCCCCUACUGCUGCACGAUCACGAUGAAUUCCUGCGAGCCGAUACCUAUUUGCAUGGAAUCGAGGUCUACAAGAAGCUCAUUCCCGCUGUGGCAGAUGCCUAAAUAAAUUUGAAAUACAAUUUUAAACGCUCGGAUUUGUCGCCUUGCAUUUAUUAUUUUU